AUGGCCUACUACGCAGCUCCCCCAGCAUACUCUGCCUACCCCGCUCAAUCCCAAAAGUACUCCAUCCUCGGGGCAGUGGCCACCUGGACCAGGGCACAUGUGACGGUCCUUGGCCGACCA
Acaulospora colombiana is the source of this 120-nucleotide messenger RNA. Lineage: Eukaryota; Fungi; Glomeromycota; Glomeromycetes; Diversisporales; Acaulosporaceae. The record is from the annotation of a GenBank genome assembly.